GAUUAGGGGUCUAAUUUAGAGUAAACUGUUAAUAGUUUUAUUUUUGGAUAGCGGGGACGAGAGACGGGAUCUUCUCGGUGGGGGAUUAAAUCUCCCAACUUUGUAUAACUUUAAUAUAGCUCAGACUCUGCCAGUGCUAUUACACUGCUAACUCUCCAAGCAUAGAUAAGAUACACGUGCAAGUUAUCAAGUAUGUGGAUUGAGGUGGCUAAGUGACAAGUGCAGGGUAGUGGCGAUGGCAUCGUCCGUUGAUCGAUUGGAACGGUAGGCGAAUUGCAGUGGAUCCAGAGAUGAUUUGGAAUCAUUUUUCCUUCAUUGAUACAUCAUCUAAACACCAGGUAGCCCGGCCAGCUGAUACUUUUGUUCUUGGUCAUGGCACAGGUUACUCCAGUGCCUAGUCUGGAUUUAGAUUUCUGGCUCAAGAAAGCUCAUGAGUGGGAUCAAACGGACACAUUGGAAUCCCAGAAAGAUGUCUGCCUUCACUUGCCUAAAUUACAGGAGUUUUUGCAGCAUGCUUAUGAAACUCUAAAACAUAUGAGUCCAAAUGCAGCAGUUGAGCAAUUUCCUCCAGUCGGUCAGCUUCUUGGAAGGCUGUGCGAAAAUAAAUUUGUUUUGGGGCAUGAGGAAACAAGGAAUGCAUUAAUUUGUUGCUUGUGUUGCUUGCAAAGCAGUGAACCAAAAAGUGCUGUGGAGCUCAAAGCCAAUAGUUGGGUUCAGAACCUGCUAUGCCAUCUGUUUUGCUCAUCUGAAGCAAUCGGACAUGAGGAAUAUAAAUCUAUCGACAAAAUUGGAUGCACAACUGUUGACUAUCAUAGCAAGCUAUUGAAGAAUAUAAUCGCUUCUUGGAUAAAACAGCUCACCAAGCCAGAAGGCAGUAACUGUGAAAAUAAGCUUUCAGGAGAUUAUGUACGUGCAUUAUCCCUUAGGUGCAUCCCAAUUCUCACAUUGCCUGACCUAGUCCCUUUACUUGAAGCACUACUUAAGUAUCAUAGUUCUGAACCAAAGGAAGUUCUUGAUGAUGAGUUCUUAGACCGUAUAAAUAAUGCAAUACUGAGGAAGAAGAUAUUGCUAAGUGAAUCAGCAGUACUUAGCUUGUGGCUUCGUCAUUUGCCGAGCCUCGAAAGAGCUGUGCUGGAUCUAUUUCAGAGAUUAAUUGCCAUCCAAAGCAAAUCAUUGAAAGAAAUGGAACAGAUUAUAAAUGAUUCAGUCUUGGCUCAAGCUGCCCAGGACCCAUUCAUAUUUAGGAUUAUUGACAAUAUUUUCAGGAAUGCUAUUCUGGAGAGUGAUGGGAACAUCAAGGUUAUAACAGUUGUACGGUUAUUUACCCAUUUAUUUAUCCACAUUUACCAGAAGAAUAACACACAGGUUAGGUUUCCAUUGAAGGCUUACUUUCCAAACAGCGAUCGUUUGCUAGUGAUGGCAUUGCUCAGGCAGCCAGUAGGGCUUCAACAAGACGUCUGCCUUGCACACCUGCAAAGUAUUAUUAGAAUGCUAAGCUCUGUGGCCAAAGAGACAAGAUCCCGGGAAAGUGUCUUUGAGUCAUGGUUUUUACUAAUUCAUUUUGGAGACUGGGUGGAUAUAGCAGCAGAAUUGCUGAUGACGUCAGAAUGUGAAGCUUCAGAUGACCUGCUAUGGCUUUUGGCAUUUUACUACAAUCCAUGGAAUGAGAAUCAAGAAACAAGUAGAACAAUGACUGCUUCGAGGAGCGUUUAUGAGCGUUUGUUAGCCCUUCGUAGCAGUGCAGCAGUCUGUGCCUCAAAACUGCAAACACUAUUGGAAGAAGAACAACAAUCUGGUUGCCACCCUUGUACAUUGCAGCUAUAUAGGCAUCUCUUUAUCUUUUUCCUUCUAUUCUCUUCAGAGUGGCACAUAGCUGCCAAAGAGUUCAUAACUCAUAUGACUCAGACUCAGGAAGCUGCCAGGGAAGUUUCUGACAUACUGGCUAGAACUGUAUGGAGACUUAGUAUUCCUGGAAUGAAAAGUGAAAAGUUAAUCACGAUAGUGCAAGAGCUGCUUCAUGCCUUUUAAUUGAAACAGGAAAACAAGGAGCAGUGUGUGUUUCUACAACAAUAUAUACAGUUUAUAGUCUGUGCGGCUGUCCAGAGGAGGAUCGGCAUAUCUUGGCAACCAGCAUUAUCCAUGAACGAUCUCUUCCCCCCCCCCUCACACACGAAAAUGAAGCUAUUUAUUCACAAGAGUCACUCAAGGGAUUAGCUUAUUUAGAAUACAGAUGUCAGGAAAUUGUUGGUGACAUUGGCCAGAGUCUUAUUAAUGAGUGACUUGAAAUGCUCUGUAGCUUCCAGUGCUUGUGAAGUGGGCACCGAAGGAGCGAAAGGCAAGCAGAAGCAAUCACAGAAGACUUGCACCGGGAUCAGCCUGACUGGAGAAGACAAAAUGAAUGUUAAGGAUCAGGCACACCAUAUGGGAAACAAAUUCUUUCUCACGUUUGUACAAAUUGGAGGCAUGCAUUGCUCUCCACACUGAUCCUCACAGCCAACUCACAGGACAAGCAUUUGCAGAAAGCUCUCAGCAGCGAUAAAUACAUUAUUAUUAUUUUAUUAUUAUUACAUUUAUUUUUGUAGAAAUGACAGCGGGGGUCAUUUAUUAACACUGGGCAAAUUUACCCAUGGGCAAUAACCCAUGGCAACCAAUCAAAUUGUUGCAUUUCAUUGCUCUACUUGCAGUUGGCUUUAAAAAGCUAAUCACUAAUUGGUGCUAUGUGUAACUGCCCAUGGGAAAAUUUAUAUAUAACAUAAGGCCUUUAAUGCGCAUUUCAAAAGCCUUUAAAAAUAUUUAGAGUUCUUUAAAUAUAGUCACUUCAGAAGCAAAGUAGGCACUGAAAAAUAAAAUAUUGAAAUCCCUUUAUCCAAAGAAAAAAGUAAGUUAAAAGACCACAAUCCUAUGCUUUUUGGAUUCUGCUAAAAAAUUGUCAUGGUGCUGGUGAGCAAAGCUUAUCCUUUUGUAUGAACUAUUGUUUUGUCUAGGCAUUUUGUCAAGUUAGUGGCCUGUUAAAGGGAAAAAUUAAAGCGUUUAACAGUUUGUACUGUUGCCCUGCACUGGUAAGACUGCUGGGUUUUCAUCAGAAAGACUACUAUAGUUUAUAUAAAUAAACUGCUGUGUUGCCAUGGGGGCAGCCAUUUGGUCAGAAACAUGAGACAA
Messenger RNA from Xenopus laevis (African clawed frog), 3159 nucleotides. It is a transcript of the gene fancc.L, whose product is annotated as FA complementation group C L homeolog. Gene Ontology annotation, biological process: interstrand cross-link repair; cellular response to oxidative stress; nucleotide-excision repair. The transcript is spliced from 16 exons. Lineage: Eukaryota; Metazoa; Chordata; Amphibia; Anura; Pipidae. Gene Ontology annotation, cellular component: Fanconi anaemia nuclear complex. The record is from RefSeq and is a predicted model, not a curated record. The coding region runs from base 373 to 2028 and encodes 551 amino acids.